AUGUUUCUCAAAGUUGGCCGGACAACUCGCCAAUUUGUUUCUCAUACAAAAGAUGUUCUCUCCGUUGCUUUUUCUGCUGACAAUCGUCAAAUAGUUUCUGGAUCGCGUGAUAAAAAGAUUAAAUUGUGGAAUACUCUCGCACAGUGUAAACACACGAUUGUGAAUGAGUGCCAUACAGAUUGGGUUUCAACUGUUCGUUUCUCUCCGUCCAAUACCAAUCCGGUCAUCGUUUCUGCUGGAUGGGACAGAAUUGUUAAAGUUUGGAAUUUGGGAACAUGCCAAUUGAAGACGAACCAUAUUGGGCAUGGAGGUUAUAUUAAUUCUGUUACUGUUUCGCCUGAUGGGUCGCUUUGUGCUUCGGGAGGCAAGGAUGGUUCAGCAAUGCUUUGGGAUCUUAAUGAAGGCAAACAUCUUUACACUUUGGGUGGAAAUGAUGUAAUAAAUGCUUUGGCAUUUUCUCCAAAUCGUUAUUGGCUUUGUGCUGCUGUUGGCCCAGUUGUUAAAAUUUGGGAUCUUGAAGACAAAACUGUUGUGGAUGAAUUGAAGCUUGAUAUUGCAACAGCUACAACAGGAAAGAAGCAACCAUCACCUCCACAAUGUACAUCACUUGCUUGGUCUUUGGAUGGUCAAACUUUGUUUGUUGGGUAUACAGACAAUCUUAUCCGUGUUUGGCGUGUUUCUGCUCGUUAA
Molecule: messenger RNA, 690 nt
Organism: Meloidogyne enterolobii
Lineage: Eukaryota; Metazoa; Nematoda; Chromadorea; Rhabditida; Meloidogynidae
Source: the annotation of a GenBank genome assembly